Molecule: messenger RNA, 1001 nt
Organism: Spea bombifrons (plains spadefoot toad)
Lineage: Eukaryota; Metazoa; Chordata; Amphibia; Anura; Pelobatidae
Product: gamma-soluble NSF attachment protein-like
Exons: 1
Coding region: 1-957 (318 amino acids)
Biological process (GO): intracellular protein transport
Cellular component (GO): vacuolar membrane; SNARE complex
Molecular function (GO): syntaxin binding; soluble NSF attachment protein activity
Source: RefSeq, a predicted model, not a curated record
AUGACUCCAUUAAAAACUAUUUCAGAGAAGAUCAAUGAAGCUCUGGAGCAUCUCGCCAAAGCAGAAAAAUGCUUGAAAACCAGUUUCAUGAAGUGGAAACCUGAUUAUGACAGUGCUGCCUCAGAAUACGCAAAAGCAGCGGUUGCUUUUAAGAAUGCCAAGCAGUAUGACCAGGCAAAAGAAGCUUAUUUGAAGGAGGCGGAAUCUUAUGAGAACCACAAAGCUCUCUUCCAUGCUGCUAAAGCUUAUGAGCAAGCUGGGAUGAUGUUAAAGGAAAUGCAGAAGCUUUCUGAAGCUGUCCAGCUGAUCGAAAAAGCCAGUAUGAUGUAUCUGGAGAAUGGCACACCGGACACUGCAGCUAUGGCUUUGGAACGAGCUGGAAAGCUUAUAGAGCACGUGAACCUGGAAAAGGCUGUUCAACUGUAUCAACAAUCUGCAUCCGUUUUUGAGAAUGAAGAACGUCUUCGUCAAGCUGUAGAACUUCUAGGAAAGGCAUCGAGACUACUUGUGAGAGCUCGUAGGUUAGAUGAGGCAGUAGUAUCCAUCCAGAAGGAGAAGAAUAUGUACAAAGAAAUAGAAAAUUAUCCAACUUGUUAUAAGAAAACAAUAGCACAAGUGUUGGUACAUCUUCAUAGGAAUGACUUUGUGGCUGCUGAGAGGGCUGUCAGAGAAAGCUACAGCAUCCCGGGUUUCAGCGGUAGUGAUGACUCCAUUGCCCUGGAGCAGCUUUUAGAAGGCUAUGAUCAACAAGACCAGGACCAGGUGUCUGACGUUUGUAACUCGCCACUCUUUAAAUAUAUGGACAAUGAUUAUGCUAAGCUUGCAUUAAGUUUAGCAGUCCCAGGAGGUGGAACCAAAAAGAAGUCUCCUGUGGCAGCACAGGAUGGGGUAUCGGGACCAACUAAAAGUUCCCAUAUUGAGGAAGAGGAUGAUGAAUAUUCAGGAGGACUGUGCUAAUUUAUUAUUGUCAUCUUUAGCCACUAUAUAUAUAUAUGUGUAUA